AUGGCAGGUCACCAAGAUCUACUUUUGAACAUGUACAAAGGUUUAUGCAGUGUUUUGACCUUAUUUAUCUUUCACGUUCCAUCACUCUCCAGUCUCUCCAAGGCAGCAGAAGAAAGUGAGAAGACGACCAAUGUUGAUAUCAGAUCAAUGAUGGUGAACAGCGCCCUCUGCCAGGAACUUGUGAACAGGAUGGAACUUGAGGAAACUGAUGAUACCAUUCUUGCUGCCCUUGAUCAGCUCAAGGUGACUCUCCAACAUCAUCAACAAGUCCUAGGAGCAAAGAUCUCACAACUGGAUGGUGCUGGUGAUGCAAAACCAGCUGCUUUCCUGCUACCACAGUCACAGAAUGCCACUGCAGCUGCAACCCCUGGACCUGGAAUUUCUGAUACUGAUGAAUCUGGUUCAUCUCAGAGCAGCAACACGGUGAAGGACAAACGCCGCAGCGCAGUUGAAGCGACCAUCAUAAAAAAGGGCGGAGUACGGUUUGAAUCCGUAGCCGGUCUACGGGAGGCCAAACAGACGCUCAAAGAAGCAGUCAUAAUCCCUUUGCAGUUUCCUCAUCUUUUCACAGGGGGUAGAAAACCAUGGAAGCGAAUCCUGUUGUACGGCCCACCGGGAACUGGGAAGUCAUUUCUAGCCAGGGCUGUGUCAUCGGAGAUCGUCAACUCCACCUUUUACUGUGUGUCAAGCUCAGAUUUAGUCUCAAGUUGGGUUGGAGAGAGUGAGAAAUUGAUCAAAGAACUGUUUUAUCAUGCCACACAUCAGGAUGGUCGAUCCGUGAUCUUCAUCGAUGAAAUCGAUAGUAUUUGCCGUAAGAGGAGCUCACGGGAAGAAGAGUACACCCGACGCAUUAAGACCGAGCUACUCAGACAGAUGGAGGGGGCGGACAAUCAGAAACUCACCGAGAAAAUCUUCGUGCUGUGUGCCACCAAUUGUCCAUGGGAGCUGGACUCGGCUUUCUUAAGGAGGUUUCAGAAGAGGAUUUAUAUACCUUUGCCUGACGAUGUUGCAAGAAUUAAAAUCAUGAAGAUCCAUACCAAGGAAAACAAUCUUCACCUUACCAGUGAAGAGUGGAGACUCCUGGCCGAUAUGACCAAGGGCUUCAGUGGGAGUGAUAUCGCUGCUGCGACCAAUGGUGCCCUCUUUGAACCAAUAAGAGAUUUGCAGAAAGCUAGAUACUGGAAAGAAAUUGAUGAAAAGUAUGUGCCGUGUAACAAGGGUGAAGUAGGAAGGAUUGAGGCCAGCAUGGUAGAUCUUCCUCCUCUUAAGGUUCAGCCAAGAGGUAUAAAUGCUGAUGAUUUUAAAAGAUCAUUUACGAGCUAUGGCACAACUGUCACCAAAGAGGAACUCAAGAGAUUCGAAGAAUUUACGGAGAAUUAUGGAAUAUCUGGCUGA
This is a messenger RNA of Lineus longissimus, 1395 nucleotides long. RefSeq lists its product as uncharacterized. The coding region runs from base 1 to 1395 and encodes 464 amino acids. The transcript has 11 exons. The record is from RefSeq and is a predicted model, not a curated record. Lineage: Eukaryota; Metazoa; Nemertea; Pilidiophora; Heteronemertea; Lineidae. Gene Ontology annotation, molecular function: ATP binding; ATP hydrolysis activity.